Lepus europaeus (European hare) is the source of this 1122-nucleotide messenger RNA. Its product is annotated as uveal autoantigen with coiled-coil domains and ankyrin repeats protein-like. The record is from RefSeq and is a predicted model, not a curated record. Bases 1 to 786 code for a protein of 261 amino acids. The transcript has 4 exons. NCBI's taxonomy places the organism in Eukaryota, Metazoa, Chordata, Mammalia, Lagomorpha, Leporidae.
AUGAGUGAAACCCAGCUUCGUGACUCAGGGGGGCUGGACACCCACACCCAAGGGUCCUCUCCCUGUGCUGCAGAUAGGCUGCAGGCUGGCCCUGAAGUGUCCACUGCACACAAGGGGAGUCUGGGACCCCUCACACAGCCCUGUGCUCUGCGGGCUUCUCCACCAGGGGUCCAUGCUCUGGCCACAAGGGGAGUCCAGGAUUUCAACCUGGGAACAGCCUCACCACCUGUAGGUUUCAUGAAGGGCAUCCUAGGUGACCGAUGGGAGAAUCAGAAGAACUCUUCUGUGGCCCUGGCUAAGCUCUUGCAGGUGAAGGGAACUUUGGAGAAGGAGGUUGGACUCAUCCAGGCGCGUCUGAGAGAAAAGGAAGAGGAGAUCCAAGGUAGAACUGAAGACGUCUCCAAAUUCCAGAUCGAGGUUCAGAGGACUCGGCAGGCCUUAAAACAGUUGGAAACCAGAGAGGUAGUUGAUUUGUCUAAACACAAGGCAAUGAAAAGUGAUUUGGAGGCACAUAUUGCUAUCUUAAAUCAAAGACUGGCCAAUCUGAAUAGAAAGUAUGAGGAAGUCUGUGAGGAGGUUUUGCAUGCCAAAAAGAAAGAGCUGCCCACAAAAGAAGAGAAGGAAUUUCUACAUUGCAACCUGGAGCAGGAGAUCAAGGAUCAGAAGGAACCAUGCGAUCGGUCCCUAACAACAGUCACAGAGCUGCAGAGAAUUCAAGAAUCUGCUAAACAACUUGAAGCCAAAGAUGAUAAGGAAUGGCAAGCAAGGCUGCUGGUGAUUUCCUGAGAAGAGGAGGGCAAGCCCCCCGCACACACACACCUAUUUGCAGUUAAGCUAGGGACCUGCACUGUGGUGACUCAUCUCCCCACCUCAUCUCAGGCAGGAAGAGCAAGCAGGGCUGCUGCUGAUGCCCUGGGAAGAGGAGAACAAGCCCCCCACCCUGCCUACACCUAUUGGCAGUGAGUCUGGGAACCUGUACUGCGGUGGCUCAUCUCCCCACCUCAUCUCAGGGUAAGUUCUGUUUUCAGAAACUCCUUUCUUGAUACAGGAUGUUUCUUCAAAGGGUCUGGGUCUUGUCACCAGCCCCAGCACAUUCCAGGCUCAGGACUAUGUUAGGCCAAU